AUGAAAGAUUUUUUUAAAAACAAAACAUUCGUAUUUACAGGAGAACUUACAUUGGAUAGGGAAUAUGCAAAGUCAAAAGUAAUUCUCCUGGGCGGCAGAGUCACAAUAGCACCAUCAAAAAAGACAGAUUUUUUAGUGGUAGGUGCAGAACCAGGACCAGUAAAAUUAAAAAAAGCACAGGAUUUAAAUAUUAAGAUUAUUUAUGAGCAAGAAUUUACGACAAAUCUUAAUGAAUGUUUACAAAGUGAUGAUAUUUCUAAUGUUUUAAAUCAGAAUAAUGGCGGAAUGACAACAGAAGCAGAUCAAAUCAGUUCUGAUUUUGAUGAGGCAUCUGUUUUUGAUACACCUGAAGAAUCGAUACAAAAAUCUAAAGAUAUUAAUGCAAUAAUUGAGCCUGAAAAGGCAACAACUUACACAAAUAUGUGGUCUGAAAAAUAUCGGCCUAAGAAACGGUCUGAUCUGAUAGGCAAUAGUUCUGUAAUAGACUCGCUUGCAGAUUUUAUGCUUGGAAAAACUAAGAAUAGAGGUGCAUUGCUAAGUGGAUCGCCGGGUAUAGGAAAGACAACUUCUGUACAUGUUUUAUGUAAGGAACUGGGAUUGGAUCUAGUAGAGUUUAAUGCAAGUGAUGUGCGUAAUAAAUCUUUAUUGGUUAAAAAAGUUAAAGGAAUAAUAAACUCGCAGGGAAUUUCUAAAGGACUUAAAUUAAAAAAAAAGAUUGUUUUGAUGGAUGAGGUAGAUGGAAUGACAAGUGAUAGAGGUGGGCUAGUAGAACUUAAUAAUCUUAUUAAAGAAAGUAUUAUACCAAUUGUAUGUAUUUGCAAUGACAGAAAUAAUAUAAAAAUUAGAACAUUGGCUAAUAAUUGUUUAGAUCUUAAAUUUAGAAAACCUGAUAGUAGACAGAUUGUACCUCGAAUUAAAGUAAUACUUAAACAUGAAAAUAAAGUACUAGGAGAUAAUAUUAUUAACGAAGUUAUUUCUCUAAGUCAUGGUGAUAUUCGUUAUAUUCUAAAUAAUAUUCAACGAAUAUGCGUUAACGAUAAAAUUAAUAUUAAUUUAAUGUCAAGUCUCACAAAGAAGACUAUCUUAAAAAGCGUAUUUGAAAUAGCAUCAGAAUGUUUUCAUGGUAAGUCAAUAAACGAAAAAACAGAUUUAUAUUUUGAAGAUUAUUCAUUAAUACCGCUUUUUAUAGCAGAAAAUUAUAUGAAACUUAAAUUUGCAAAUCUUAUUGAUUUUUAUAAAUCAUCAGAAUCCAUUUCUAGCGGAGAUGUAGUCGAAAAAUUAAUAAGAGGAAGUACACAAGAAUGGAGUCUUUUGCCUCUUCAUGGCUUUUUUACCGUAGUUUUACCCACAAAAGAUAAAGCUUUGUUUAAAGGAAUUGAUUUUCCCAGUUGGUUAGGGCAAAAUUCAAGAUAUUUAAAACAUCAAAGAAUAAUUAAAGAAGUUAAAAGGCAUGUGUCAAAAUAUGUAAAUUCUGGUUUAGAAAAUUUUAGACUUUACGAUUCUUAUAUUAUUUUUUUGGAGAUCCUUAAUUUUUUAAAAGAAAACAAUGUUAAAUCUGCUAUAGAUUUAUUAAAAGAAUAUGAUCUAAUAAAAGAUGAUUUUGUCAAUUUGUCUGAAUUACUUUUAGAUGGACAAGCAUUGUAUAAAGAGGUAAAGACAAAAACUAAAGGAGAUUUUACAAGACAAUACAAUAAAAUUAAAAGACAUCUUCCUUAUGAGAUUGGAGAGAUUAAAAAAGCAAAAGGUUCUAAUAAUGAGGAACUAGAAGAAGAGGACGAAAAUAAUUUUUAUUAUUAA
Vairimorpha ceranae is the source of this 1797-nucleotide messenger RNA. Its product is annotated as dna replication factor c subunit. NCBI's taxonomy places the organism in Eukaryota, Fungi, Microsporidia, Nosematidae. Gene Ontology annotation, molecular function: ATP hydrolysis activity; ATP binding; DNA clamp loader activity. The transcript has a single exon. The record is from RefSeq and is a predicted model, not a curated record. Bases 1 to 1797 code for a protein of 598 amino acids. Gene Ontology annotation, cellular component: DNA replication factor C complex; nucleus. Gene Ontology annotation, biological process: DNA replication; DNA repair.